AUGGAGCAAACAGCACAGCAUAGACACAACAAUUCACACUCGGCUCAUGAGCUCGAGAGGUUUCAUACACCAACAAAAGAAGAGUUCCAGACUCAACCACAUCAUGACUACCAACGAGAUGAGUCGAAUCCUCUCUGCAGGUCAAACUCAACGCCAACGCCAGGCUCACCACAACAAUCCGAUAAAGUAUUGCACCAUCGACGACCUAGCAGAGCAGUCGCUUUGGAGAAGCUUCGAAAUCGCCCCAAAAAGCUACGGAAGGCUCUGAUUGCCAACAUCCUGAGAUGGUUCGCUUCAGUGCUGUUUGUUGUCGCCAUUUACGUGAUAUUAUGGUACUACUCAAGGCUAGACAUCAUGUCAACGACGACAAAACGAGAGUUCAACGCUCUCAUCAUUGGACUCUCCCUCGGUCUGGGAAUGAGCAUAACGAUAUCUCUAGAGGCAAUGGCUGUGGAGAUUAGAUAUUGGAUUAUCAGUCUUCGAGACUGGCCAGAUCGAGAGACCGAGUUGAUAUUGAAAGCAAAGGACUUGACCAAGAUCAUCCAACUCACCUGGGUAUCUAAAUCACGUUCACUACGGUCAUACGCUGUGGCUUUCAUAAUACUCAACAUAAUAUCCCAGGUUGCUCUAGCGAUGCUCGGCCUUGUCUACUCAACAAACACGGCAGACUCGGCCGCAAUCCUACACCCGGGCAAUGUCACAAUACCAGACAUGUCCAACAUCGUCACAAACAGAGUUCUCGCUGACAAGUCGCGAAACAGCUCACAAGCCCUCGGUGCCUUGCGAUACACUGCAAACAGUUAUGGCACGAUCGCCCUUGGAGCGAGCUGGGGAGGCAUGGACGAUAUUCCUAAACCUGGAACACUCUGGGACAACAACGAUCCUUUGGCAUUCUGCGGCGGAAAAUCUUGUACAUACGUCUUCCAAGAAUCUACUUCACGGCCCAAGAACUACGACCUCGUGGUGAGCACCAACAGGAGCGUUGAAGCCACAGGAGAUUGCCGCAGCUGGAAAGUCGCAAAGGGAGGCAACGGAAACGAAAUCACCAUCACAAUCGACGACGACAAGAAGACACAAGUCAACAUCACAGCCAUAAACGGUGCCAACCAAACAACAUUCAUGUUCAACGCCGCGGCACCCCAAGGCCAGACAUGGAGCCAAGUCACAGCCUUUGAAGCCUCAAGUUCCCAAGCAUGGUUCUACCGCUGUAACGUCAGUAUCGGACCUGUCGUCAACGCUAUACGAAAGGAGCACUACAUCGGAACCAACAUCACAUCUCUUGCCACUUCAGCUAUAGCACUUCAAGGAUACGGAGCCUCUUCGCUAGGUCCUACGGACAGCGAUCGACAGUUCCAGAGCUAUCCUGCCGAGUCGUCGUAUGGGCAGCCCAUGAAUGGGAGCACAGACGACAUGGGGCAGGUGAUGUCGACCUUUGCGAUUGGUGUAAUAGCUGUUACGGCCCAGUCUUCUACUGGCAUAAUAGCUCCGGGGAUGCAGCCUCAGAAUGGUGUUGUGUUGCAGAUUACAAAGUGGAUGUAUGUCCAUCUCAUCUUGGGCUUGAGUUUGGGUGUGCAGUUGUUACUGGGUGUUGGCAUUGCGAUACUGUCCAACUUGCCUUCGCGAUAG
Messenger RNA from Fusarium subglutinans, 1626 nucleotides. RefSeq lists its product as uncharacterized. The record is from RefSeq and is a predicted model, not a curated record. Bases 1 to 1626 code for a protein of 541 amino acids. Lineage: Eukaryota; Fungi; Ascomycota; Sordariomycetes; Hypocreales; Nectriaceae. The transcript is spliced from 3 exons.